AUGAAAAACUUUACCAAUCUCUUAAAGUUUAACUCUAACAACAGCUCUUCAAGCUCUCCAUCUGAUCCUAAUAUUGCUCAAAGGGCAUUAAAAGGUCUAGCAAAAGGCACUGUAGGUCUGAUUACCCAGCCAGUCAACUUAUCAGUUAACCUGUUCAAUAAAGUCAUUGAAACCAAUGAAGUUUGUUAUAUUUGUGAAACCCCAUUUACACUGAUUCAAAAAAAGCAUACCUGCUUAUCUUGUGGCAGACUAUCCUUUUUCUGUUAUUCUCUCUUAAGCUGAUUUAGCUUAUAUUGAGUGAGCACGCUGUUAGCUCAUUAUAUUCUUGAUAUCUCCCUAGAGAGUCGGGGUUAUUUUAUCUGCAAAUUCUAUGAAUUAAACUCAAGGAAUCGCAAAAUUGCAGACUUGAGCUGAUUUUUAAUUCCUUGGCUGGCAUUUGCUGGUAAAAUAAUCUCUAGACUCCUACAAAGGAUGUUAUGAAGCAGCAAGCCAAUGGCAGGCAACUGAUAUAGUUUAUGAUUUUACACAAAAAACCAACAAUAAAUCGUGUGUUAAAAUUACGGUGACUUAUGAAAUUUCAUUAGGAUUUAAAUCAAUAUGGUGUAAUAACCAUUUCACAGAUUUUUUUAUUUAAUAAAAUUCCAUUAAUCCCUAAUUAUCCUUCCCAGCAUAGUCUGCAAGGACCAUUCUAUUUCCAAGGGUGCUGAAGAAGAGCGUCUUUGUGAAUCCUGCUAUCAUAAUCAAAAAAUGGCGUCAUUCGAAUUUUUCUGGUCUCCCGACCGAAAAUUCUCUUCUUCAAUUUUUGAUUAUGAGGUUUGGCUUUCCCCAGCGAAUUUAUCCCGGCGAUGACAGGGCUUCAAGUGCCUGUGGUGCGCGACGCAGGACUCCUGCCCCUUAGGGAAUCGAAUUUUCUGGAAAGAUGCUACCAACCCCAGGUGGUGGAGACUGGGACCUUUAGGGUGCCUGACAGACACAAGUUGGUUUUGCCCGAGAGCCGGAAAGGACGAUCGUCGAAAUCCGAACGCCGAAGCCGAUGGGACCAUUUAGCCUUGAAGCCAGGCGGUGCACGACAUUUUGGUGGAGCGGGAAAACCCAGAAGCAGGACGGAUACCCGUGCAGGGAAUGUGGUAUUGGACGCUAAGCGUGUAUUAAUAAUUAAGUAAGUAAGUGAAUCCUGCCAUCACGAAAAGCUUGUAGAAGAGACUGAUUCAAAAUCCCAAGCAGUUAAGCAAGAAAUAGCCCAAGAAAUCCAAAAAUGUAUUGAAGAACGCAACGACAAAACCAAGCAGCUCACAAAAUUUAUCUCAAAAUCACGCAAACUUGAAAAUAAACAAAAAGAGCAGCAGGCUGAUCAUGAGCGAAAAGAAUGGGAACUAGACCAGCAGUUCCAAAAAGAAUGUGACAAUAACUAUAAGAUGGAAGAAGAAAUAAAAGAAUUAAAAUUACAAUUAUAGGGCAAGCACCCUUAUAGCUCACCAUAAGCCUAAUUCCAAAAAAUUUCUUAUUUAAAAAAAAGCAUCCAAAAUACAAGCCUAUUUGGUAAGUCAAAAUCUGAUUGGCAGGGUGGAUCGGUAAAUAAGCACCCAUCAGCUAUAGAAGCUUCACAGUCUAUAGAAGAAAGAACUGUACAAAAAACAGCUAGAGGCCAUGAAGAGGUAGAAAUCAUGAGACUGAAAAUUAAUGGAAUGCUUGAAGAGAAGAAAAAGGUAGAAAAUGAACUGAAUGAGCUGAAAGAGUUUAUUAGGAGCCAAGUCCCUGUACAAAUUAUCAAAGAAAACUUGUGCCAAAUUUGCUAUCAGAAUGUAAGAAGAGCGUACAGUAAAACUUUUAAACCUGUUGUGCAAGGAGAAGGGAAAGGAGGGUUGGCAAAGAUUGAAGAUAUUAAGAGAGAUAUUUGUGCAUGCAAUAUUAUUUAG
This is a messenger RNA of Blepharisma stoltei, 1916 nucleotides long. The record is from the annotation of a GenBank genome assembly. Lineage: Eukaryota; Ciliophora; Heterotrichea; Heterotrichida; Blepharismidae.